Molecule: messenger RNA, 2238 nt
Organism: Gryllus bimaculatus (two-spotted cricket)
Lineage: Eukaryota; Metazoa; Arthropoda; Insecta; Orthoptera; Gryllidae
Source: the annotation of a GenBank genome assembly
AUGGGGAUGGGCAAGGAGGACGGACAGGGAGGACGUACAGGGAGGGCGUACAGGGAGGACGUACAAGGAGGACGGACAGGGAGGACGGACAGGGAGGACGGACAGGGAGGACGGGCAGGGAGGACGGGCGGGGAGGACGGGUAUUAUGAAAGCUGCGUAGUGAAACUACCCAAAGAAGCCUUAGCAUAUCAAUACGUUAUCCUCACAGGGAAAGCUGUUCUUCUUGCAACAUAUCCCUUCAAAGAUGUUAAAGAAGCCGUGCGUCUACAUGAUGUGCUAAGUAUUAAUGUGGAAUUGGACGUUCCACCGUUCCUCAAAGCAUGUGACGCUCAUAACUGUCAGCAUAUUCGUUUGAAAUACAAAAAGAUUAUAUCUGAGUCGCAAAGCGUUCACUUAAAAAUUGUUAAUGAAGAACAGGAAGAAUUAGAUUCUGGAAUUAGCCUAAUUUCUGAUACAUCUCAAAGUUCCUCUUCAAUGGGGCCAGAAGUUAAUUACCAAGAAAUCACAAAUUGGUCUUCAUCAAAUGGGUACAGUGAAGAUGCGCUAACAAUUGCCAGCCUUGAGUCCAGCAGGGAGACAGGGAAGAGAACUGAUCUAGGAAAUUUCUCACGUACAGAAACUAUAACGAAAGAAAAAAACAGCUUUCCAACAAAAGAAAAGCAAAUAUUUAAUAACCAAAUCUCGUAUCGCAGGGGAUCAAUUUUUCAUCAAGAUGUUAAACUUCCUGUCGACAACGAUUUGCCUUUAGUGCAUAUUAAAGGACAAAAGAACAAAACGCAGCUCUCUGAAGAAAAAUCAAGUAUCAAUGAGGACUCCACAAUCAACAGGGCGGUAUCUCGUUCGUUGACUAAUACCCCUGAGCUUCAAGAACGAUCCAUAAGUAGCCUACUGCGUCGUGUGCAAUACAACCAACCUAAAUCAUCACGAUCUUUUAGCUCUAUGGCUCACUAUGCAAAAUCUGCCUUUCCACUUCCUAUCGCGCCAGUUGAAAAGCGAUCUCAGAGUGUUUUGGAGAGACCUAGGAGAAAUCCAAGUAUUAAAUCAUUGGAAUCUUGUAUAGAUGAAUCAUUUCGACUAUAUGAUGACCUACACAUAUAUGUUUUGCAAGCCAAACCUAUAUUAUUGAAUUAUCUUCAGACUAAUUGGUGUGCUUAUUUAUUAAACAAAACUCUUGAAGUCUCUGAACCCAAUCUUCAGCUCAAUGACGUUAUUGACUCUUUCCAUUUAGAGAACUCAUUCAAUAAACUCAGGAAUGAAAUAGUGGAUCCAGAAAACAGUAUUGAAAGAACAUAUGGCCUUCUUAACGAACUACGAAUAGGUUUUCAACGUCGAUCGCAACUUAAGUAUAUUUUUUGGAAGGAUCAAAUGCUAUAUUAUUUCCUAAUGCAGAAGUUGGAACAAUAUAUGCACAAUUUACAGUACAGGUUCACCGCAUCAGCUCUGACAUAUGGCAAUGAAAUGGAAACCGAUGUUUACAUUCAAAGCAGACUGGAUGAAUUGGAAAUAAUUAUAAUGUUGCUAGACGUUCUCUUUGAUGUGUUACAUGAUACGGACAAAAUUCAUGAAAAAAUGAAGAUGCUGCAUUUUCGCAAUGGUACAUUAAUAAAACAACUUUUAUCAAUUCUUGUCACUUCACCAUGUAUUCCGUCUAAAUUUUACAAUACAUGUAGUAGAAUGCUUGAAGAUUUCAAUGAGUUUUCAACAUAUGCCUGGAAGAAUUUACCUGAAGGUGUUUUAAUUGAGAUGUUAGGAACAAUAAUUAACAAAAUUGGAGGAAUUCUUUCUGAACUAAUAUCUACAAUUAAAACAUUAUCAGAAAGCAAUAGUAGUAUUUCUAUUGCUACAAUUUUUAAAGACAUAUCGAUGGCAAACUACCUCAAAAGAAGUAUUACACAAUUACUAGGAUUACUUUACCCGGUUGAACAAAGAACACUAAAGCCUGAAGAUUGUGUACUUGUUUAUCACCAUUUCUUUGUGAUAAAGUGUCUUAUGGAAAAUGUACCUGAAGUGCAAAACUAUGUUAAAGAACGUUAUCAAGAAGAGUUCAGUAACAUAAGGGACAAGAAAGAUAAUCAGAAUAGAGUAAUCACGGUGGAGAAUACUCCUGGAGGAAGCCAUGAAAAUCAGAGAGAGGUAAUAGAACAUCUUGAGAUGUUAGGAGGCCAAGAAGAGGAGCGCUGGGAAGUGCAGCAAGGAAGUAAAAGGAAAAACAGCCAAAAAAAGAAGAGAAUAAGUCAA